This is a messenger RNA of Mytilinidion resinicola, 852 nucleotides long. RefSeq names its product HET-domain-containing protein. The record is from RefSeq and is a predicted model, not a curated record. The annotation marks the transcript as partial. NCBI's taxonomy places the organism in Eukaryota, Fungi, Ascomycota, Dothideomycetes, Mytilinidiales, Mytilinidiaceae. The transcript is spliced from 2 exons.
CUCCUCGAAGCGAACUCUUAUCGCGGACCAUAUGUUGCUUUAAGUCAUCAAUGGGGAUUGUCCACUCUUCCAAGUACUACGCUUGCUAACAUCGAGCAACGAAGACAGUCAAUCCCACUGGCGGGAUUGACGACCACAAUGCGGGACGCUAUAUCAAUCGUUCGAAGUAUGGGGCUCCGCUAUUUAUGGUUGGACGUUCUUUGCAUUGUGCAGGACUCGAAGGAAGAUUGGCUAGCCGAGUCAGCCAAAAUGGCUGAUGUGUACCGUUCUGCAAUCCUGACACUAGCAGUAGCGGACGCCGAAGACCACACAGAAGGCAUUUUCCGGCCCCGCGAAGCACACUGCGUAAGGCCUGUUCGAUUCGAAGACUUCCGUAUGCCACGAAGGGAGCGGAGCUGGUUCGAUGGUGAGGGAGCACUGUAUAUUGUACCUUCUUCUCAUCAGGUUGCCAAAGGUAUCCGUCCGAGGGGACCGCUUGAUUCUCGGGGAUGGAUCCUCCAAGAGCAGCUCCUCUCACCACGCAUCCUUUAUUAUGGCAAAGGCGAAAUUUUCUGGGACUGCGUCUCAACGUCUGCUUCUGAAUCCUCUCCAACAAUCCAAAGGUACAUGGAAGACGUGUGGAUCGAGCUUGUUCAGAACUAUUCAGCUAGAACUUUGACGCGGCCUCUGGAUAAGCUGGUUGCCAUGGAGGGAAUUCUCUCCUCAGUGGAGCAAAUCUUCGGCGAUGUUGUUGUCGCCGGCUUGUGGAGACAUGGGCUAUGGCGUCAACUGACAUGGUGGACUGAGAGCAUGAAGAGAAAUGUCAACUCUCAGUCUACAUCUGCUAAGUUCACAGCUCCUUCAUGGUCAUGG